This is a messenger RNA of Thermothelomyces thermophilus ATCC 42464, 536 nucleotides long. RefSeq lists its product as uncharacterized. Lineage: Eukaryota; Fungi; Ascomycota; Sordariomycetes; Sordariales; Chaetomiaceae. The transcript has a single exon. The record is from RefSeq and is a predicted model, not a curated record. The coding region runs from base 161 to 457 and encodes 98 amino acids.
GUGACCUUUGUGACGGGAAAAGGCAAUCCGAGGCGGCCCAUAUACCUGACGGCGAUCAAGGAAGGGGGCCCCAGUUCCCAGCGCUCCUCCUGGCUUCCCUCGACCUGGAGCCCCAGCACGUGAGUUAGCUUCGCAUCCCGCCCACCACUCCUCCUAUAUUAUGGUUCUCUUCUUAUUCCUUUUCCUUCUUCAUUGUUGUCUUCUGUCUUGUUAUCUUCUUGCAGCACCCAGCCUGCUGAUCCAGACUGACGUGGAACUUAGGAUCUCCACCCUGGCCCUAGGCAGCAUGCUGGCGGGCUCCUGGUAUAUCUGGGAGGCCGGACGCGACUAUAUGGUUGCGGCUGAGGCGGACAAAUACGAGCCGCGGUUGCUGGGAACACAUCGGGAGGGCAAGGUGAACCGGGAUUAUGUGAAUUAUGAGCGGUGGGUUGAGGAGAAGCACGGGAAUAAGAAGUAAUGAGGUGCACGGGUUAUCCUGGUUCUGGUCAGUUUGCUUAAUUACGCGUCGGCUAUAGGAGAAGGUAAGUAUGAUAGGG